CUGAGGCGCCCAUGGGGGUGGCAGGGCAGCUCUGAGAGCGGCGCCCUAGCAAGCGCCCUGAGGAGCGACCCCGGCCUGGCCGUGGCCAGUAUGGCCCCUACGCUGUUCCAGAAGCUCUUCAGCAAGAGGAACGGGUCCGGCGCGCCCGGUCGGGACGCUCGCGACCCGGAUUGCGUGUUCAGUUGGCCUUUGCCAGAAUUUGAUCCAAGCCAGAUUCGACUGAUUGUGUAUCAAGAUUGUGAAAGACGAGGGAGAAAUGUCUUGUUUGACUCCAGUGUUAAGAGAAAAAAUGAGGACAUAUCUGUAUCGAAACUCUGUAGUGAUGCUCAAGUUAAAGUCUUUGGGAAAUGCUGCCAACUGAAACCUGGAGGAGACAGUUCUUCCUCUUUAGAUAGUUCUAUUACUUCAUCUUCUGAUGUUAAAGAACAGUGUCCUAAGUACCAGGGUUCUCGGUGCUCUUCUGAUGCCAAUAUGCUUGGAGAGAUGAUGUUUGGCUCAGUAGCAAUGAGCUACAAAGGAUCCACCUUAAAAAUUCAUCAGAUCCGUUCCCCUCCUCAGCUUAUGCUUAGCAAAGUUUUCACUGCGCGGACUGGCAGCAGCAUCUGUGGGAGUCUCAAUACGCUGCAAGACAGUCUUGAAUUCAUCAAUCAGGACAACAGUACAUUAAAGGCUGAUAGUAACACAGUUAUUAAUGGACUACUUGGAAAUAUAGGUCUUUCACAGUUCUGCAGCCCCAGGCGGGCAUUCUCUGAACAGGGUCCGCUCCGCCUGAUCAGGAGCGCCUCUUUCUUUGCAGUUCACAGCAACCCAAUGGACAUGCCUGGAAGAGAGCUGAAUGAGGACAGAGACAGUGGCAUAGCACGCUCUGCAUCUCUCAGCAGCUUGCUUAUUACACCAUUUCCCUCCCCGAAUUCGUCACUUACCCGAAGUUGUGCCAGCAGCUACCAGAGACGUUGGCGACGCAGCCAAACAACAAGUUUGGAGAAUGGGGUAUUUCCUAGAUGGUCUGUAGAAGAAAGCUUUAAUCUGUCAGAUGAAAGCUGUGGUCCUACCCCAGGAAUUGUGAGAAAAAAGAAGAUUGCAAUUGGGGUAAUCUUUUCAUUAUCCAAAGAUGAAGAUGAAAAUAACAAAUUUAAUGAAUUCUUUUUUUCGCAUUUUCCUCUCUUUGAAAGCCACAUGAACAAAUUAAAGAGUGCAAUAGAACAGGCUAUGAAAAUGAGCCGGAGAUCAGCUGACGCCAGUCAGAGGAGUUUGGCUUAUAAUCGAAUAGUUGAUGCCCUAAAUGAAUUCAGGACAACAAUUUGUAAUCUUUACACAAUGCCACGAAUUGGAGAGCCUGUCUGGCUUACAAUGAUGUCGGGGAUUCCAGAAAAGAACCAGCUUUGCCAUCGAUUUAUGAAGGAGUUCACUUUUCUAAUGGAAAAUGCUUCAAAAAAUCAAUUCUUGCCAGCACUCAUUACUGCAGUUCUGACCAAUCAUCUUGCCUGGGUUCCAACAGUCAUGCCAAAUGGACAACCACCUAUAAAAAUAUUUUUAGAAAAACAUUCCUCUCAGAGUGUGGAUAUGUUGGCAAAGACUCAUCCGUAUAACCCACUUUGGGCACAGCUGGGGGACUUGUAUGGUGCUAUUGGCUCUCCUGUAAGGUUAGCAAGGACUGUGGUAGUUGGAAAACGACAAGACAUGGUCCAGCGGCUGCUUUAUUUUCUUACUUACUUCAUAAGAUGCUCUGAACUUCAAGAAACCCAUCUUUUAGAAAACGGAGAAGAUGAAGCCAUUGUUAUGCCAGGCACAGUAAUUACUACUACAUUAGAGAAAGGUGAAAUAGAAGAAUCUGAGUAUGUACUUAUCACAAUGCAUAGAAACAAAAGCAGUUUGCUCUUUAAAGAGUCAGAGGAAACAAGGACUCCUAAUUGUAACUGUAAAUAUUGCAGUCCUGCACUCCUUGGGCAAAAUUCAGAGAAUUCUUCUCAACAGGAGAGUGAAGAUGCUCAAAACACCUCUAAGGAGCUGCUAGGAAUUGCAGAUGAGUGCCGAAUGAUUUUGCCUUCUGACUGUCAAGAAGAAAAUGCUGUUGAUGUUAAACAGUGCAGAGAUAAAUUAAGAACUUGCCUUGACACCAAGUUAGAGACGGUUGUUUGCACAGGCUCUGCCCCAGUUGACAAAUGUGCAUUGCCAAAGUCAGUCUUAGAACCAGCAGAAGAAACAUGGCAGAGUGAGGAAUUGCUGGAUUCUGGUAAUCACACAGGCAAAGUGCUGAGAUCCACAGGAAUGGUUGUAGAAAAAAAACCUCCAGAUAAGCUUGUGACUGCUGCAUUUUCUUGUGAGGCAACCCAGGCAAAGGUUACUUUCUUGAUUGGGGAUUCUAUGUCACCUGAUUCAGAUACUGAACUCCGGAGUCAGGCUGUGGUGGAUCAGAUUACCAGGCAUCACACCAAACCACUGAGUGAAGAAAGAGAGAGUAUUGAUCAGCAUCAAGAAACUAAACAAACAACUAAGGACCAAUCUAGAGAAUCUAAUAUAACGAUGGUUUCUGCAGCGCCCUGUGAACUUACCUGUUGGAAUCAUUCAGACCCGGAAAGCAUGAGCUUAUUUGAUGAAUAUUUUAAUGAUGAUUCAAUUGAAACCAGGACUAUUGAUGAUAUACCAGUUAAAACAAGUACAGACAAUAAAGAACACUGCUGUAUGUUAGAGUUUUCAAAAAGAUUGUGUAUAAAAAAUAACAAACAGAACAAUGAACUUUGUAAAUGUGUAGAAACAGUUCACCAAGAUUCAUGUAAAACCUGCUAUCCUCAGCAGGACCAAAGACAUACACUUUCCCUUCUUGUCCCCCAUGGGGAUAAAGAGAGUUCAGAGAAAAAAAUUGCUGUAGGAACUGAAUGGGACAUUCCAAGAAAUGAAAGUUCAGAUAGUGCUCUUGGGGAUAGUGAAAGUGAAGAUACAGGUCAUGAUAUGACUCGACAAGUAAGCAGUUAUUAUGGAGGAGAGCAAGAAGAUUGGGCAGAAGAAGAUGAGAUACCUUUUCCUGGGUCAAAGUUAAUUGAAGUGAGUGCCGUUCAGCCCAACAUCGCCAAUUUUGGGAGGUCCUUGUUGGGUGGCUACUGUUCAUCUUAUGUGCCUGACUUUGUUCUUCAAGGAAUUGGUAGUGAUGAGAGGCUCCGUCAGUGUCUGCUUUCAGAUUUGUCCCACGCUGUGCAGCAUCCAGUGUUGGAUGAACCAAUAGCAGAAGCUGUCUGUAUUAUAGCAGAUAUGGAUAAAUGGACUGUGCAAGUGGCCAGUAGCCAGAGACGAGUGACAGAUAAUAAACUGGGAAAGGAAGUAUUGGUUUCCAGUCUUGUUUCCAAUCUGCUUCAUUCCACUCUUCAGCUUUAUAAACAUAACUUGUCUCCAAAUUUUUGUGUGAUGCAUCUUGAAGACCGGUUACAGGAGCUGUACUUCAAGAGCAAAAUGCUGUCUGAGUACCUGAGGGGGCAGAUGCGUGUUCAUGUCAAGGAGCUGGGAGUUGUUCUAGGAAUUGAAUCCAGUGAUCUUCCUCUUCUGGCUGCUGUAGCAAGCACUCACUCUCCAUAUGUUGCUCAGAUACUCCUUUAACGUAAUGAUUAUUUGAAAUGUUAAACAGAAACCAAGGAAGCAGACACAACGUGCAUUAUGGCAUUUGUGACUAGACUUUUUCGGUGAUGGUAGAUUUUUAACCAAGUGAAACUAAGACAGCAUAAGUAAUUUGGGGAGAAAGCAUUUGAAAAGGCCAAAGUAUAACUUAGGAAUUUCUAUAAAAUGAAUAACAUUGAGGAAUUUUAUAUGAUCACUACAGUGUUGCCACAACUGAUAAAUAGCAACAGAUGUUUCAUGAUUAAAUGGCUCAGAAAUAGUCAUUUCAUUAGUUUUAAUUCUUUAUUUCUAAGGUACAUAGGUUUACCAAACCUUGAUUAUUUCUUGUUUUGUUUCGUCAAUUCAGAAUAGCUAAUUUUGGGGUAUUUCUCAAAGUAUUUUAAAUAGCCUUUUAAUUAUAAGAAACUUAGAAGAAUGAGUGUAAAUCUAUGUUAUGUUGUCCAUCCAAUUGUACAUAUGUAUCUAGUUUUUUAAAAAGCAGAGGUAGAAAUACAAGAUUGGUGAACAUGCCUUUUUAAAUAUCUGUAUAUUUUCAACUAGUAUUAAUUGUAUAUAAUGUUGAAAUGUUACUUUCUGGUGAUUUUUCUGUUUCACAUACCUUAAAAUAUAAGUAAAGCCAAUUGUUCUUUAAGGUUGAGGAAUGUCAGUUCCCAAAAUUAAGAGUACUACUUUAUACUAUUUGUUUUGUUUUUAAGUAUAAGCUAAUUCUUAUAAAUGUUAAUAACAUAUUUGCACCUAAUUUAAUAAAUUAAAAUUAGGAUUAAAAAUUGCACCAAAGCAUUGGCAAAAAUAAUAUUCAAAAGUGCUCAGGUAGCCGAGGCCCUUGCUUUCGGCAUUAGCCGUUCUUGAACCCAUAGGAACUAAAUAUUUGUUUCACAGCUUCAUAAUAUUCUUUUUACACUAACAGAACUCAUUCUUAAAAUUACUUUUUUCUUGAAUUUCCCUUCUUCCAAAAGCUACUCUUUUUUUCAAACAUUUUCACUUUUCAGUUUUUUGUAUAUAGAGUGUUGCUUCUGAGAAAGGCUAAUAUGGAACCAAACUCUUGUAAGUAAUGUAAAUAAAAAGAUGGGUAGGUAAAGUUUUCAGUAUGCUCUACUACCUCAGUUUACUUGAAUACUACAUUAUAGUUUAUCCUUUACUUAUCUGGUCUAAGAUACUUUAAUUCUAGAAGUGAAGUUGGUUUCUGCUUCAUGGACUAUUUCUAUCAUAAUUGAUUAGCUUUAAAAAACGACCUGCUAUUCUGUUACUAAAUACAUUUCCUAUCUAAUACAUUUAUUUUUGCUGUUUGAAUUUUCAGUAAUUAAAAAAGAUUUCUGUAGUUUAAGUCUUUGGCCUUUAAUUUAUAGCAUUGGCUCACAUUUUGCCUUGCUCUCUAUGUAUCCAGGAACUCUCCAACUUAGAUUAAGAAGAAACAAUUGUUUUAAUGGAAUGUAAACCUGAAAUCGGUGUGCCUGCGAUCAGUUUGGCCCCUGUGUCCUAUCAGCUGGUCCCAGUUAGUACUGGAGUCUCCCAUGGAUGACUUGCUGUGAAAGAGUGUUUAUGGAUAUAUUUUCUUUUGCUUAAUAUUCUUAUUCUAUUCAUUAAUGAAAUUCUUCGUUAUUCUAUUGUUUGGAAUUCUGUGAAUCAAUCUCUUUGGCAGAAUUCAGAAUAUAGAAAAGUUCGUAUGUGAGCCAUUGUACAUUUUUUAUUGUAGUUAAGAAUGAUAUGUAGCAGAUAGAUAAUGUCUGUUUUGCAUGUUUUUUUUAAGUCAUCAAGCUAUUCACUGUCCUAUCUAUUUGAAAUCUAAUAAAUUAUCAUUUAGAAAAUCUAGUCUUCAAUAAGUGGAUGGCUCAUGCUACUGUUCUUCUUAAAAGUAAGCUUUGCUCGGAAGGAAAAGGCCUAUAGUUUCUUAUAGAAUCAUUAAUCCUUAUAGGAUUCCUGAGCUUUAUAAUUCCCAGCCCUUCUGUAAUUUUUCCUACCUUCAUCAUAGUUAUUUUUUCCUUACACAAAGCCCAUGGAGUAAGCUGCUGCUUUUUUUAAAGUAUCGUCAUUAUGGUGAAUGUGAAAAGAGUUUUGGCCUGUUUGAAAUAAUUUUUUCAGCUUCUUAUGGUACAGAUAUGUGUUACAUAUUUUUAAAAACCUGUUUGUUGCAAUAGGAAAUGAAAAAGGUAUCUUUUACGUUAUAGAUUUCAAACUAAUUUUUCCUUGUAUAUAAACUAAUUGGUUUGAUUUUAACUGUUCCUGGCUUUUAUUAAUAUGUCUUAAUUUUGAAUUUGAAAUUGUUAAGUGCAAUAAACAUACCAGCACAGAUUUAAUUUGUUGCAAUUGGCAUACACUGGGGAUGAUCACUUAAAAAAAAAACCAAUGAUUUUACACAAUGCCUAUUUCUGGUAGAUGUCUUAUGAGAUUGUUCUGCUUUUUUAAAGUUAUUUAGAUGGUGGGUAAAUGUACAUACUGUUUCUUGUUCUGUAUACAUUUCUCAAAUGUACACCUGUAUUAUAAUAACCUCCCAGUUCUAGGGGAAAUUUGUGCAAUAAAUACACAUGUCAAUUUGA
Messenger RNA from Miniopterus natalensis, 6140 nucleotides. It is a transcript of the gene FNIP1, whose product is annotated as folliculin interacting protein 1. NCBI's taxonomy places the organism in Eukaryota, Metazoa, Chordata, Mammalia, Chiroptera, Miniopteridae. Gene Ontology annotation, molecular function: ATPase inhibitor activity; protein-folding chaperone binding. The record is from RefSeq and is a predicted model, not a curated record. Gene Ontology annotation, cellular component: cytoplasm.